Molecule: messenger RNA, 798 nt
Organism: Dioszegia hungarica
Lineage: Eukaryota; Fungi; Basidiomycota; Tremellomycetes; Tremellales; Bulleribasidiaceae
Exons: 3
Coding region: 1-798 (265 amino acids)
Source: RefSeq, a predicted model, not a curated record
AUGCCUGCUGCGCGCCCACCCUCCUAUGCGGCUGAUGCCAAUAUGGGUUUGGCCCACGCCUACACGAACCUCGCCUACAAACCCCUAUCAGACUCCAAGAUCGCACCGUCCCCAUUGAAGCCGGACCAAAAGGUCGCAAAGGACGACGAGGCGUAUGCCGAGAAGCUCUACAACACCAAGUCCAUCAGCAGCUCGUCGGAGGAGCCGUACGUCCCGGAUGUUCCGGCCCCAGGAUACCAGGCGGAGGCGGCUCAGGGUCGUGCUUCGGUCGGCACGACCGCAUCUACCGGUGUGCGAUAUGCGCUCAUGACCUUGCACUUCUGCUUGUCCGUCGUCGCCAUCGCCUUCAGCGGGGUGGUCUUGUUCGACCUUCCGUGUCUCAUCGAGCAGGCGAUCCUCGUCAUCUUCAUGCUCGCCUACCUCCCUGCCGCCUUCGGUCUCGCAGUCGCCAAGAAGUCAUCCCGUUUCGACCAAGCAGGGAUGGAAGUCGCGUAUCUCGUUAUCCAGCAAGCCGGCUGGAUAGCGAGCGCGGCCCUGAGCGGAGUCUUCUACGACGAGCGGUGGAGGUCCGCGCGCUUGGCUCAGCUAGACGAUAUCAGAACCGGUACCAUUGCCUCGUCCGCUCGCUGGCCCUUCCCCAUGGCGGUCUGGUAUUUUACCAUCCUCGGCCUCUCGGUCGCCAAUUUUGCCCUGUUGAUGGGGUGGAUGAUCUGGGUCAUCGUCUUGGUCCACCGGGCGAGCUCGGGGAAUGCCAAGCGGGCUUUCAAGCUUAGUACGGCGGCGCUGAUGAGGGGAUAG